This is a messenger RNA of Paramisgurnus dabryanus, 1655 nucleotides long. It is a transcript of the gene phf10, whose product is annotated as PHD finger protein 10. Gene Ontology annotation, cellular component: npBAF complex. NCBI's taxonomy places the organism in Eukaryota, Metazoa, Chordata, Actinopteri, Cypriniformes, Cobitidae. The record is from RefSeq and is a predicted model, not a curated record.
CGGAAUGUGACACUCUUUUAUUAGCAGAAAGAACAACAACAUGGCAACUGUAUUGUCGCCAAGACCGUGCGAUAGCAAUCCUGCAACUCCAGGAACACAGUCUAUGAAGGAUGAGAUUGAGGAGAACUCCAGCGAUGGCAGUCAAGCCCCAAAGAGACGCAGGAUGGGUUCAGGUGACAGUUCCAGGAGCUGUGACACAUCCAACCAAGAUCUGGGAGCAACGUACUUCCCUGCUGAAAACCUAACAGAAUACAAAUGGCCUCCAGAUGACACAGGAGAGUAUUACAUGUUACAAGAGCAAGUCAGUGAAUAUUUAGGAGUCACAUCAUUUAAACGGAAAUAUCCAGAUUUGGAAAGAAGAGACUUGUCGCAUAAAGAGAAACUGUAUCUGAGAGAGCAGAAUGUCAUUACGGAAACACAGUGUACUUUAGGUCUUACUGCCUUACGCAGUGAUGAGGUCAUUGAUCUGAUGAUUAAAGAGUACCCAGCCAAACAUGCAGAGUACUCCGUCAUACUCCAAGAAAAAGAACGGCAGAGGAUAACCAAAGAGUAUUCUGUGAGCACACUAAGUGCACAAAUGCAGCAGCAAAACCCUCAAAAAGUUGAAGCCAGUAAAGUGCCAGAGUACAUAAAGAAAGCUGCUAAAAAAGCUGCUGAAUUCAAUAGUAAUUUCAACCGAGAGCGGAUGGAGGAGAGAAGAGCUUAUUUUGACCUACAAACACAUAUUAUUCAGGUACCGCAAGGGAAAUACAAAAUCCUUCCUCCAGAAAGAACCAAGACAGGUCCAUACCCGGUUGCCCUAAUCCCUGGACAGUUUCAAGAGUACUACAAAAGGUAUUCUCCAAAUGAACUUCGCUACUUACCCAUGAACACAGCGCUGUAUGAGCCUCCACUGGACCCUGAGCUGCCAGCUCUGGACAGCGAUGGAGACUCUGAUGAUGGCGAAGAUGGGAAAGAAGACGCCAAAAAAAAUAAAGGGUCCUCAGACAGUUCGUCUGGAAACACUUCAGACGGAGACAGCCAAGACAGUGGAAACAAAGUCAAGAGCAAAGAUCGAAGCGGGACCCAGAGCAAAGACGGCACUUCUCGCACCAUCCAACACAAAUCUGUCCCUGGGUACAAGCCUAAGGUCAUUCCCAAUGCUAUAUGUGGCAUAUGUCAGAAGGGUAAGGAGGCCAACAAGAGAGGCAAACCAGAAGCCCUCAUCCACUGCUCCCAGUGCCAAAACAGCGGUCACCCGUCCUGUCUGGAUAUGAGCCCGGGGUUGGUGUCCCAGAUAAAGAUGUACCCAUGGCAAUGUAUGGAGUGCAAGACGUGCACCGUCUGCGAGCAGCCGCACCACGAGGAGGAGAUGAUGUUCUGUGAUAAAUGUGACCGAGGUUUCCACACUUUCUGUGUGGGCAUGGACUCCAUUCCUCUAGGUUGCUGGGUCUGUGAUUUAUGCAACAAAGAGAUAUCUACACCUCAGAAAAAAGGAAUGGCAAAAACACCCAAAAAAUCCAAAUAAGUUCCAAAGCCUUGAAUUUUGAUAUUCAUUUUUUUUACUGCUUUUAUGACAACCCCAUUCAAUGUUUUCUAUGUUGCAUUAAGGUUUUGUUUGUUUUGUAACUAUUUUUUAUUUUUAGAUGGGUACUUUUUUAUGGUAUAAAAUUUUG